UUUCAUAAGGAGAAAAUGAAAGCUCUGUUGACAUUUACUCCCUAAGAUGAACUGAUAAGGAAAUAGUAGAAAAAAGAAAGUCAUUUUAACGACUACUUUCUUUUCCAUUCUAAACUUAAUCCUCUCUCUCUCUCGGCGUCUCCACUUCAUAUGCAAAUUGAAUAGGUUGAAUGGGAGAAAGAUUGGUGCUCUCUGUUUCGAAGGCAGUGAACCAUUAGGAGCCUGGAAAGGAGAGUUUACUUGUGUCUGAUUCUACAAUGUCUGUUCCUCUUGCUCCAUAUCCAACACCUCCAGACUCAUAUACUCCUGCCAAUGGUGCUCAAAGCCAGCUGGUAUGUUCAGGAUGUCGAAAUCUAUUACUCUAUCCAGUUGGAGCAACCUCAGUAUGCUGUGCUGUUUGUAAUGCAGUAAACGCUGUGCCACCUCCUGGCACAGAAAUGGCUCAGCUGAUUUGUGGAGGCUGCCAUACAUUACUAAUGUACAUUCGGGGAGCCACAAGUGUUCAAUGCUCAUGUUGCCACACUGUCAAUCUGGCCCUGGAAGCAAAUCAGGUGGCACAUGUAAAUUGUGGGAACUGCAGAAUGUUACUAAUGUACCAGUAUGGAGCACGAUCUGUGAAAUGUGCAGUCUGCAAUUUCGUCACAUCGAUUGGGGGAUCAGCAAGUGCUGCACCAGAACACAAGUUCAACAGCUAGAAAUAGCUUUACAGUUGAGAAAUUACAACUUUGGUUUUUUCACAUUACAAAUAUCCUCUUCUACUGGUGCAUCCCUCAUCAACGUAGGGGAAAUUUCAUCCUUGCAUUUGUAUAGAGUGUUUUGUGCUUUGCUUGCGUAGCAUGUUUCUGAAUAAGCAGUUUUGGCAGCUGGUUGGACUUUUUUAGGUUGAAAAAUGGAUUAUGUUAUGAUAAGAUAAAGACUUCAUUUUUCUUUUA
Hibiscus syriacus is the source of this 932-nucleotide messenger RNA. RefSeq names its product protein LOL1-like. The record is from RefSeq and is a predicted model, not a curated record. The transcript is spliced from 6 exons. Bases 258 to 695 code for a protein of 145 amino acids. Lineage: Eukaryota; Viridiplantae; Streptophyta; Magnoliopsida; Malvales; Malvaceae.